This is a messenger RNA of Sphenostylis stenocarpa, 222 nucleotides long. Lineage: Eukaryota; Viridiplantae; Streptophyta; Magnoliopsida; Fabales; Fabaceae. The record is from the annotation of a GenBank genome assembly.
AUGGCCCAAAUAAUGCAAGGGCAAGCAGCGUGGGGGUUCUCUGGCGUAUGCGUGACCUAUAUUGGAGCAACUUGUUUAUGGGAGGUUCCAUUGAGUUUUGAUAAAUGGAGAAUGGGAAUCGCGGUGGCAGGGAAGAUAACGUUUCCCGGGGAAGGAAGAAGUAAAAGACUGCGUUUAGCGAAUGGAAAAGGGAUCCCACGAAACAGACUCUCACAUGAAUGA